CUCCUGGCAUCAACAGAAAGCUGGACAACGGCAGGAAGGUCAGCUGUUCUGUUCUGUUGCUGUGGUGAAGAACGUUUGGAUGUCAAGUCUGAGAUAACGGCUGGAACGCAAAAGAAUCUCCUUACAUCCCGUUCUUCGCAGCAAAAAACAAGUGAGGUCUGAGACGAAACAGAGGCUCAUUUCUCGACACAUCAGCCUCCAGUUCCUUCCUCGUUUCCUUGUUUCCUCCCCUCCUCGGCUGCAGUUUCCUCUCCCGCCAUGGACCGCUCGGCGCAAGAGCUGUUUCUCAACUUCAUGAUCGUCUUAAUCACUGUGCUGCUGAUGUGGCUGCUGGUGAAAACAUACCAGGACUGAACCAUGGAGAUAAGAGAAGGAGAGAGAAGGGGAAAUGUGUGCAGGGAGGCGAGCAUCGGUUACUAUAGGACGUUGCAGUUCAUUUCUAUUCCCAGACACAGUGUUUAUAUUUUUUAAACAUUAAGCUAAAUGUUCACUGGUCUGGUCCACAACUGUAACCAAUAAACGACAUUAGAAACCGUAUGUUUUAACAGUUACAGCUAAGAUAUUAAGGUAUUUGUAUACAUUAUAUUUUUCAGCGUGGCCUUGAAGUCUGUGUAAGAGCCAAGGGGAAAUGAAUGAACCAAGGUGUGAGGCUGUAGUUUUUCACUGUGGAAAAACUACAAAAGAGCUAAAAAUCCAAACCUUUUAAAGUCCUCAUCUUGCCACCUGUAAACCAUUUAACCAUGCUUUUGUAUGUGUUGUAUUGUCUAUAGAAACUAUGUAAAAGAGAAACUAACAAAUGCAAAGACAUUGACACAAAUGAUCAGGCUUUGUGUUCAUAUUUAUUUCUUGUCAUAAAAGACAUUUGUUGA
This is a messenger RNA of Sphaeramia orbicularis (orbiculate cardinalfish), 869 nucleotides long. RefSeq names its product sarcolipin (gene sln). Gene Ontology annotation, molecular function: enzyme regulator activity. The transcript has 2 exons. The record is from RefSeq and is a predicted model, not a curated record. Lineage: Eukaryota; Metazoa; Chordata; Actinopteri; Kurtiformes; Apogonidae. Gene Ontology annotation, cellular component: membrane. Bases 259 to 354 code for a protein of 31 amino acids.